Molecule: messenger RNA, 1556 nt
Organism: Alosa sapidissima (American shad)
Lineage: Eukaryota; Metazoa; Chordata; Actinopteri; Clupeiformes; Clupeidae
Product: b(0,+)-type amino acid transporter 1
Exons: 6
Coding region: 89-1495 (468 amino acids)
Biological process (GO): amino acid transmembrane transport
Cellular component (GO): membrane
Molecular function (GO): L-amino acid transmembrane transporter activity
Source: RefSeq, a predicted model, not a curated record
ACUCUGAUGCACAACUCAACAAUUCUCAUUCUUUCAAUGUCCUUGUUGUAACAAACCUAAAGGAUUAGGUAUUUUUAUCGACUCUGCCAUGGAUGGGAAAACACAGAAGUUGGAGUUACGCCGUGAAGUGGGACUGUUGGGAGGCAUGUCCCUUAUUGCUGGUACCAUGAUCGGCUCUGGAAUAUUUAUGUCUCCCCAGUCUGUGAUUCAAAACAUCGGGAGCCCUGGUGCGAGCCUUGUCAUCUGGGCAUGUUGUGGACUACUUGCUAUGUUAGCAUCGCUAAGCUAUGCAGAACUGGGUACUGUAAUAAGGGAGUCCGGAGGGGAAUAUAUCUACAUACUGCGUACAGCGGGUCAACCCGCGGCUUUUCUUUUCAUCUUUACCUCGGUGGUGGUAGUGCGUCCUGCCAGCAUGGCCGGCGUAGCACUGAGCUUUGCUGUGAAUGCGGUGGCCCCCUUUUAUCAGGACUGUCCUCCACCAGACAAUGUGGUAAAGUGCGUGGCCGCAGUAGGCAUCCUGCUGUUGGCCGUGGUGAACUGUCUGAAUGUACGCUUGGCAAUGAAACUUAUGGUUUUCUUUAUGGCAGCUAAGUUGCUAAGCCUUGCCGUUAUUGUGAUUGGAGGUGUCGUGCUACUUGUGCAAGGGAAUACACUCAACUUUGAGAACUCCUUCGAAGGCACCAAGCUGGACGUGAGUGCCAUUGGUGUGGCCUUUUUCCAGUGCCUUUGGUCCUACGAUGGCUGGAACAAUUUGAAUUCUGUGACGGAAGAGCUAAAAAAUCCACAGGUGAAUCUACCCAGGGCUUUGUUGAUUGCCAUUCCCAUGGUAACAGUUCUGUAUUUGCUGGUCAAUGUGAGUUACUUGGCAUCCCUGACACCACGGGAGAUGAUGUCAUCAAGUGCAGUUGCCGUGACAUGGGGGAAUAAAGUGCUCGGAGGCUUGGGAUGGUUCAUGUCUGUGGCGGCAGCGUUGUCUGCCUUUGGAUCUCUGAACGGAACGUUCUUCAGUGGCGGACGAGUGUGCUUUGUGGCUGCCAGGGAAGGGCAUAUGCCAGACAUCUUGUCCAUGGCACAUGUGAGACAUCUCACCCCUUCUCCAGCUCUCAUCUUCACAACUUUCAUCUCUCUCCUUGUGCUGAUUCCUGGGGACUUCCAAAGCAUUGUCAACUUCUUCAGUUUUACAGCUUGGUUCUUUUAUGGAACCACUCUGUGUGGCCUCCUUUAUCUAAAGAUCAGGAGACCUGACCUCCCACGGGUUUUCAAAGUUCCCAUCCUGAUCCCCAUCCUAGUCAUUAUGGCUGCGGUCUUCCUAGUCGUUGCACCAAUCAUUGACGAUCCCAAGAUUGAGUAUCUGUAUGUCACUCUAUUCAUCUUCAGUGGUAUCAUUAUCUAUGUGCCCUUCAUCCACUUCAAGCUGCUCCCUGGAUUACUGGACAGAGUGACCGUUUUCCUCCAACUCUUUCUGGAGGUCGCCCCAGCUGACAAAAACUUGUAAUGAGAAAUGCCAGAGGCUUUUUAACAAUGGCACCUCUGUCAAAGUAUUGAGAGAAGAAAGU